Molecule: messenger RNA, 1188 nt
Organism: Chanos chanos (milkfish)
Lineage: Eukaryota; Metazoa; Chordata; Actinopteri; Gonorynchiformes; Chanidae
Gene: rasd2a
Product: RASD family member 2a
Exons: 2
Coding region: 1-1188 (395 amino acids)
Biological process (GO): signal transduction
Molecular function (GO): G-protein beta-subunit binding; GTPase activity; GTP binding
Source: RefSeq, a predicted model, not a curated record
AUGGAGGUGAACACAGCUGAGAAAAUUUCACUCUCGGUUGAUGGCACCAAGACGCUCUGCUCUUGCACAAAUCAUCCAGAAGGCAAUUCGUCCAGUAGAUCUCAUUCGCCUUUCCCUAAUAGCAAAGUUUUAAACUGUGAGUCGUCUAAUGUGUUCUUGCAGUACAAAAACGCAGCCCAGUACCUGACUUCCACCGGGCACAAAUUUUCCACAGUUUCAAAGCCGAGAAUGGGAAUUAUAAAAACCGUUACAUCACGCUGGCGACACCAAGAGAAGACAAGAGUAGUGAGGUCCUCGAGCGCUGGCCAUCGACACUCAUCGUCAGACCGGCUCCCGAGAAGAUCCCUUGAUCCACUUGUCGCACUCCUGCUCCACAGGCAGACGGGCUCCAGUGAUACGCAUUACGAAGGAAAAGACAUCGAUUUACCCCUCACUAAGCCUAGGCAUUACCGGCGCAUAGUCGUGCUUGGUGCACCAAAAGUGGGGAAAACGGCCAUUCUCCGACGCUUUUUUGGUGAUGGUUUCGAGGACCAUUACGAACCAACAAGUGAGGACUUCCACAGCAAGCUGUAUCACAUUCGUGGAGAAACGUACCAGAUAGACAUCCUUGACGCAUCGAAAGAGAGAGACUUUCCUGCGAAAAGGAGGCUGUCUAUUUUGACGGGUGACAUAUUUCUCCUUGUGUUCAGCGUUGAAGACAGAGGCUCGUUCAACGAGGUCUGCUCUUUGCGCAAAGAAAUUGUGAGUGCAAAGACUAGGCUGGCAAAAUCGAAAGAGAACGCACAAGUACCCAUUAUAAUAUGCGGUAACAAGAUUGACUUAGAUUCCCAGAUGGCUGUCAGUCAGUCAGAGAUGUACCAGAUGUUAGGGGAAGAGAGUGUCAUCUUCGAAGUAUCUGCCAAAAACAAUACAAAUCUAGAAGAAAUGUUCGGAGCACUUGCAGAGUUAGGUGGACUGCCCACAGAGACCCGGCCAUCUCUGCACCGUGACAUCUCCAUCCGGUCGUAUCACGCGCUGAGCAGCAGGAGACGAAGCAAGAAGGAGACCAGAGCGUUAGCUCUGGAUGAACCUUGUGGAGCAGUGUGCCCCUUGGCUCGCCGCCCAAGUUUCAAUAGUGAUCUCCGUCGCGUUCUCGGAUCAUCCGCAACGAAAAAAAGUACACCUAUUGAAAGGUGCCAGAUUCAAUAA